Molecule: messenger RNA, 912 nt
Organism: Necator americanus (New World hookworm)
Lineage: Eukaryota; Metazoa; Nematoda; Chromadorea; Rhabditida; Ancylostomatidae
Exons: 4
Coding region: 1-912 (303 amino acids)
Source: RefSeq, a predicted model, not a curated record
AUGGAACCUUUGGCAACAACCAUUCGUUUCGUCACGCUGAACUGCCGAACACUAUCGAGUGAACUCCAACAAGCCGCUCUAUCCAGACUUCUGCGAUAUCUCUGUGUGCCUUUUGCUGCACUGCAGGAAACAGGCAUCAGAGAUCGGCCGUCAUUAGCAUCGAAAAUUACACCAUAUACUGCGGCGAUGCUGACGAGAACAAAAGCAGCGAAGCGGAAGACGAGGACUCUUAAGCUUCAGCUCGACUACGUUCUGGCGAGGAACAUUCCUCAGUCAGAUAUCCGAAAAUCUAGAGCUGUUUGGGACGUCGCGUUCGACUCUGACCACCGUCCAGUUCUCAGCCUCGAGAUACGGUUCCACAAGAGAAACCGAGGAGUUCCUCUUCAACCGAAAAUCGAUAUGGCAGGUCUGAAAGACGAUGAAUGCAGAACAAAAUUCCGCCAACGUGUGUCCAUUCAUGUUGGAGUACGGACCAGAAAGAAGCUUAGCGAUGCGGAUUCCUUCACAAAGUGCAUCCAGGACGCUGCAAGGGAAACGCUCCCGGUUCUAUUGCCGCGGAAGAACGCUGGUGACUUCAAUCAGGAAAAGCGUCUUAGAAGGAAGCUGCGUCGCCAGCUGCAAAAAGAGUGCGAAAACGAAUGGACAUCAAAACCGCAGGCGUUUGAAAAGGUGUGGGAGGACAAAGACGCGGAAAGUCCAUGCUCUACUAAAAUAACUUUGCUGAACCGGCUAGCACCGUCAGCUCCUGAUCUCGAACACGUUCAUAGACCAACAUAUGCGGUUAACGAGGAGCCACCGACCGAGUCGGAGGUCCUGGUCUGUAUUCAAAAAAUGAAGAAUGGAAAAUCUGGUGGAGACGACGGUAUUAGCGCAGAAAUGCUAAAAUAUCUUCCUCCUGUCUGGGAUUCGUGA